AUGGCAAGAACAAAGCAGACAGCUCGUAAAUCUACCGGAGGCAAAGCGCCCAGGAAGCAGCUCGCCACUAAAGCUGCCCGUAAGAGCGCCCCAGCCACCGGCGGUGUGAAGAAGCCUCAUCGUUAUAGGCCCGGUACCGUAGCGCUGAGAGAAAUCCGCCGUUAUCAGAAGUCUACUGAGCUGCUGAUCCGUAAACUGCCUUUCCAGCGUUUGGUGAGAGAAAUCGCCCAGGACUUCAAGACUGAUCUGCGCUUCCAGAGCUCCGCCGUCAUGGCCCUGCAAGAAUCCAGCGAAGCUUAUUUGGUCGGCCUGUUUGAGGACACCAACCUGUGCGCUAUCCAUGCCAAGAGGGUCACCAUCAUGCCCAAAGACAUCCAGCUGGCCCGCCGCAUUCGUGGUGAACGCGCCUAAACUCAACGUCAUCCGCAUCAACACAAAGGCUCUUUUAAGAGCCACCACAAUUCCACCGAACGAGAGAAUUUCUUUGUUUAGCUGUUGUAGUUUUACAGUUUUAAUAAACUCGAUUUCUAAGUUA
Messenger RNA from Paramisgurnus dabryanus, 535 nucleotides. Its product is annotated as histone H3. The record is from RefSeq and is a predicted model, not a curated record. Gene Ontology annotation, cellular component: nucleosome. NCBI's taxonomy places the organism in Eukaryota, Metazoa, Chordata, Actinopteri, Cypriniformes, Cobitidae. Gene Ontology annotation, molecular function: protein heterodimerization activity; structural constituent of chromatin; DNA binding.